Messenger RNA from Nanorana parkeri, 2585 nucleotides. Its product is annotated as protocadherin gamma-B1-like. Gene Ontology annotation, molecular function: calcium ion binding. The record is from RefSeq and is a predicted model, not a curated record. The transcript is spliced from 2 exons. The coding region runs from base 51 to 2585 and encodes 844 amino acids. Gene Ontology annotation, cellular component: plasma membrane. Lineage: Eukaryota; Metazoa; Chordata; Amphibia; Anura; Dicroglossidae. Gene Ontology annotation, biological process: homophilic cell-cell adhesion.
UCUAUGAGGAAGGCAGUACAACUGCAAGAGAAGAUAUAGAACAUUUCUGCAUGAGAUGUGAGUGCUUCACCUCUAAUAAGAAGAUUUUCUGGAAUUCUAACAAAAUUAAGGAUUACACAUUCUACGAGGAAUUCCCCUUAUAUAUUUCCAGCAACAGAAGGAACAGCUGUCUUAAAAUGCAUCAAGGAAAGACACUUCCUGGUAUCAGAUGGCAAGUAAUGAUUUCAUUAUUUUCCUGGUUAUGUCAUUCAGUCUCUGCUCAGAUUCAUUAUUCCAUUGUAGAAGAAAUGAGGAAAGGUUCAGUUGUUGGUGAUUUAGUGAAAGAUCUUGGAAUGAGUGUGAAGGAUGUCACAGCAAGAAAAAUCCGUAUAGUGUCUGGUGUUUCUGAAAAAUAUUUCAGUAUCAAUCUGGAGAGUGGAGACCUUUUUAUUACAGAGAGGAUAGACAGAGAUACAUUGUGUGGGGCUGCAGCUGAUUGUGUCCUGACCUUUGAUGCUGUAGUUGAGAAUCCUUUAAAUGUGUUUAAUGUCAAGAUUGAAAUUCAAGAUAUAAAUGACAAUCCACCAAGAUUUCUCGAUGAAUCAAUUAGGCUAGAAAUAAGUGAAUCUGCUUCACCAGGAGCAAAGUUUGUUUUGCAGAAAGCUGAAGAUUUGGAUAUAGGAAUUAAUGCACUCAAAAGCUACAGACUCAGUUCAAAUGAACAUUUUGUCUUAGGAGAAAGGAUCAGCUCUGAUGGCAGUAUAUUUCCUGAACUAGUUCUAGAAAAGCCUCUAGAUCGAGAGACACAGAAUUACCAUGAACUAAUUCUAUCAGCUGUCGAUGGAGGAAAACCUGUACAAACAGGCACUGCACUAAUUAAGAUUGCCAUCACUGAUUUUAAUGAUAAUACACCUAUAUUUGCCCAAGAUUUAUAUAAAAUAAGUGUUAAGGAAAAUACAGCAUGGAAUUCAACAGUUCUAAAGGUCAGGGCAACUGAUGAAGAUGAAGGUGUGAAUGCACAGAUUACAUAUUCAUUUAGUACUUUGGCAAAUAACAUUCUCCAGAUGUUUACAAUUAAUCGCAAGACUGGAGACAUUACAACAAAGGGUCAUUUAGAUUAUGAAAUGAAAAAACAUUAUGAUAUAUCUGUAAAAGCUAUGGAUGGUGGGGGCCUGGCUGCCCAUGCCAAAGUUUUAUUAGAGAUAUUGGAUGAGAAUGACAAUGUUCCUGAGAUAUCCCUUACCUCCCUGUCUUCUCCCAUUCCUGAAGACACAUCACAUGGAACUGUGGUGGCACUGAUUGAAGUUCGUGAUAAAGACUCAGGAGAAAAUGGAGAAGUUCAGUGUCAAAUUAUUGGGGAUAUUCCAUUUCAGUUAGUGUCAUCAGCAAAUAACUUUUAUAAAAUUGUUACAAAAGAUGCUCUGGACAGAGAAAAAAUGCCAUCCUAUAACAUCACCAUUCAAGCAUCUGACAAGGGUUCACCUUCUAUGUCUUCUGUAAAAGUCAUCUAUUUGGACGUGGCGGAUGUUAAUGACAAUGCACCUGUUUUUGAGAAGCAGACAUACACUGCAUUUGUUCCAGAAAAUAAUUUACCAGGAGCUUCCAUAUUCCAUAUUCAAGCAAAAGAUAUUGACAGUGAGGAAAAUGCAAAACUGACUUACUGUGUAGUAAGUAAUGGCAAAGAUCCCAUAUCCUUGUACAUAUCUAUUAAUCCAGUGACUGGAGUCAUUUACGCACAAAAGUCAUAUGAUUAUGAGCAGCACAGAGAAUUUAACAUUCAAGUCAUUGCUAAAGACAAUGGUUCUCCAUCACUGAACAGCAGCACAACUCUAAAAAUUCAUGUGGUAGACCAGAAUGAUAACCCACCAGUCAUCUUAUACCCACCAACAGACAGUGAUCGCCCUGUCUUUGAGAUGGUAUCUUGGUCCUCUGAACAAGGUUCCUUAGUAUCUAAAGUUGUUGCAGUGGAUGCAGAUUCUGGACACAAUGCUUGGUUAUCUUAUUUUUUGCAAGCUUCUGAGCCAUCACUUUUUACCAUUGAUCAGCACACUGGGGAGAUCAAAACAUCAAAAGUCUUUAAUGAUGGAGAUUCGUUAAAGCAUAUAGUUGUGGUCAUAGUAAAAGACAAUGGUCACCCACCCCUCUCUGCUUCUGUGACUCUAAACCUGAUGAUUGCUGAUAAUUUUCAGCAGAUAAUUCCUGAAAUGAACAAACAGCCAAGCAAACUAGACUCUCAGUCAAACUUACAAAUGUACUUGGUAAUUGCCUUGGCAUUGAUUUCUUUUUUGUUUUUAUUGACUUUGAUAGUUGCUGUCGUCUCCAAAUGCAGAGAGUCCAAAUCUUUGCCUUCGUUGGGACCCGUGAAUACGCACCUAUACCACACUGUAGAUCCCAGAUUCCUUUCCCAGUUUAACAAUGGAACAUUACAGCUGCCAUACACAUACAAUGUUUUUCCAACUCUGGAUUCAAUGGAAAAGGAAUUUGCUUUGCUAAAAACUCAGAAGAAUGUUCCGGUUGUUCCUGUAGAUAGACUAAUUGAUGCUGAUGAUUCAGGAAUAGGUCGUGAUAGUAGCAUUGUUCAAAUAUACAAAAGUUUCAAAGUUUAA